GAGUUUUUCGCCAAAUCGAGUUUUUCCGCCAAAACCGAGAAAAUUGAGUUUUCUGUCAAAAUCGGGAAAACGAGUUUUUCCGCCAAAAUCGGAGAAAUCAAGUUUUUCGCCAAAACUGAGAAAUCGAGUUUUCCGCCAAAACCGAGAAAUUGAGCUUCCCGCCAAAACCAAGAAAAUCGAGUUUUUCCCGCCAAAAUCGGGUAACGGCGUUUUCCGAAAUCGAGUUUUUCGCCAAAACCGAGAAAUCGAGUUUUUUCACCAAAACCAGAAAAUCGAGUUUUUCCGAUAAAACAAGAAAAUCGAGAUUUCUCGUCAAAACCGAAAAAUCGAGUUUUUCGUCCAAAACCGAAAAAUCGAGUUUUUCGUCCAAAACCUGGAAAUCAAAAUUUCUCGCCAAAAUUUGAAUAUUAAGUUUUCCCGCCAAAACCGGAAAAACGAGUUUUCCGCCAAAAUUGCAAAUCAAAUGUUCUCAACAAAAUGACUUUUCCCGUCAAAACUGCAAUAUUCUAGUUUUCCGCUAAAAUCGUAUGAUUUUCCGCAAAAAUCACAAAAAUCGAGUUUUUCGUCAAAAUCUCAAAAUUGUGUGUUUUCACCAAAAAAAUGCAAAAACUUAAUUUUUUUGUUGAAAUCUUAUUUUUGGCCAUAACCGCGAAAAUUUAAUUUCCCGCAAAAUUUUGUUCCACAAAACAUUGUUUGAUUAUAUUAUAUAUCUUUUAAUGAUAUUACUAUAAUUAUUUUUUUUCUGUGAGCAACUUACUAUAAUUAUCUAAAUCAGAUGUUAAUAUUAUUUGCUAGUGUUUUAAAAGAUAUUACAAAAUGGACUAACUCUGAUCUAACCCUGACCCAACCUUUCAUGCAUAUAUUAUUAGGGCUGAAAUAUGAUUAGAGCUAGAAUAUGGUUGAGUUUAUAUUUUACAGGGCUGGACUGGGCUAGAAAACCCAAUAUAACAUCCAUACUCCUAGUAAUAAUGAUUCCAUCCACCGAAGAUCUACGUUAGGCAUUUCAUCGAACACCUUUUUAGCAUCAGCAACUUCCCGUACAUUUCACGUAAAACGCAACAAACUUAGCUGCAACUCGCGCCAAGCUUGAAAACCCAGAUGUCACCAGAAGAUCAUAGAAGCUUUCUUCCUCGGCAAAGAAGCAAUUAUGUUCAUGGGUGAAGUCGUGAAGAUCAAAGCUUCGAACGUUUUAUCAAACAAACAAGAAGAGAGUUAGAGGUUAGGUUAGUUAGACAAGAACGGUACGGUUAUUAUUAAACCGGAAACCAGAAAGGUCGGUUAAGAGAAACCCGAAUUCGAUUAUCCAAAAAGGAAGACAUUCGAUCCAUUGAGACAAGAGGAAACUAUGUUCGCAACAUCUUGUGUUCUGUCUCCAACACCACAAAGCUUCUUCCUUUCGCCUCAUCUUCCUCAAAUCCAAUUCCUUUAUCCGAUAAAAUUUCUGGGUUUUCCUGUAACGAAUCGGUGCAACGUCGGCGGUUCGUUCUAUAACCGACGGAGAUGUGAUGAAAGACGAAGGAGGAAUCGAAUCAUAGUACCUCGAGCUAGAGCCUCCUCUCCUUACGAGGUUCUUGGUGUGUCCCCAUCAGCGACUCCUCAAGAUAUAAAGAGGGCUUACCGCAAACUUGCUCUCAAGUAUCACCCUGAUGUUAACAAAGAGGCGAAUGCGCAGGAGAAGUUUCUGAGGAUAAAGCAUGCGUACACCACUUUGAUUAACUCUGAGUCACGGCGUAAGUACGGUUCAGAUACUCGUGCUUCUGGUUACUCCUCUACGGGUCAAACAAGCCGGAAAAGCAACAGUCAAGUCGAGGAAGAUUUCUAUGGACUUGGUGAAUUCGUGAAGGAUGUUCAAAUAACAAUAGGGGAUUUCUUUAAAGAUCUUCAAGAAGAGUUCAAGAACUGGGAAGCUAGCGCUUCUUCACAAGGGAAACCCAAAAGUCUUUGGGAGGAACUAGCGGAAAUUGGGGAAGAGUUUGUGGAGUUUCUUGAGAAAGAACUUAACAUAAGCGAUAGAGACAAUGAUGGAUCAAGCAAAAGUGGAGAAAGAUUUGAUUUUAAAGAAAGCUCCUCAACGGGGAAAUCGCCAGGGGAUAGUAGUAAUAGCACGGAGAACAGUAUAGAAGAGAAUAUUGAUGAGAUUGAAGCAAUGCUAGCUCAGUUGAAAAAAGAUCUUGGCUUGCAAUAAUAAUAAUAAUAGUCCCAAAAGUUGCAGUGAAAUGUUCUCUUUUUUUAGCUGGUUUAGAUAUUUUGAUGUUUCUUUCUUUCAAGCCAUGAAAGAUUUUGUCUCUACAGGUGUUAAGAACGUGUAUAUGUUAUAGAAUAUUGUUUCAUGAAAGCAAAUUAUGUUUUAUAUA
Messenger RNA from Brassica napus (rape), 2354 nucleotides. Its product is annotated as dnaJ homolog subfamily B member 8. The transcript is spliced from 5 exons. Bases 1346 to 2185 code for a protein of 279 amino acids. Gene Ontology annotation, cellular component: cytoplasm. NCBI's taxonomy places the organism in Eukaryota, Viridiplantae, Streptophyta, Magnoliopsida, Brassicales, Brassicaceae. The record is from RefSeq and is a predicted model, not a curated record. Gene Ontology annotation, biological process: protein refolding.